AUGGCCACACUAGACAUAAAUGAUGCCGCCGUCCAAGGCAAAGGCAAAAACGACGUCGAGGCAUAUGAUGUCGUCACCUUGCCGCAGCUCAACUCUACCACUGAGCGCCGUUUGAUGGCCAAGGUUGAUUUGCAUGUUCUGCCGUUUCUAUGCGUGCUGUAUCUCAUGGCUUUUCUUGAUCGUGUGAAUAUCAGUAAUGCAGUCCUUUUCGGGCUUGAGACAGAUCUGAAUAUCACUACGGGGACAAAGUAUAAUACUGCUUUGACUAUUUUCUUUGUUCCUUAUAUCAUUUUCGAGAUACCCUCCAACAUUCUUUUGAAGAAACUCAAACCUCACGUGUGGUUAUCAUUCUGUAUGGGAAUGUUUGGAUUCGUUAUGGUGAUGCAGGGCCUCGUACAAAGUUGGAGUGGUUUAAUGGCCGCUCGUUUCUUCCUCGGUGUAUUUGAAACUGGAAUGUUUCCAGGAUGUUUCUAUCUCAUGUCAUGCUGGUACAAGCGAAGCGAAGCCCAGAAGCGCUUUUCUUUCUUCUUCAGCUCGACCACUCUGGCCGGCGCAUUUGGUGGCCUUUUGGCCUACGGAAUCGGGCAAAUGAACGGAACCCGAGGUUAUAGAGGCUGGCGCUGGAUAUUUAUAAUUGAGGGCUUAUUGACCAUAGUUCUUGCUGCAAUUUCGUUCUGGACGCUUCCUGAUUUUCCGGAAACAGUACGCUGGCUUAACGAGGAAGAACGGAGUUUCCUGAAAGCGAAGCUGGAGAAGGAUGGUGGGAAAUCGGCUCAUUCGCAGUCUAUCUCGUUCAGGGAUGCUCUUGCUGUGUUCAAGGAUUCCCUAACCACACAGCUGUAUUCGAUCCCUCCAUGGGCUGCAGCCUUUGGAUUCUCUCUCUUGGUCGCCUACUUCUCCGACAGACUACGCCAUCGCUUCAUCUUCACUCUCAUUCCAAUCUGCGUUUCACUUGCAGGCUUAGCAAUGUUACUCAACAUCCACGACAAUCGACAUGCUGAGUACGGAGCAUUGUUCUUGGUAACGUCAGGCACUUACUCUGCAAUGCCCGUGGUUGUCUGCUGGUUUGCAAUGAAUCUAGGCGGACAUAAGAGGAGAAGUGUUGGAACAGCCUGGCAAGUUGGCUUUGGCAAUAUCGGCGGAAUCAUUGCCACCUAUUCAUUCCUCUCCAAAGAUGCUCCGGAAUAUCGCAACGGCUAUAUAAUUUGCAUCUCCUUCAGUUGCCUGUCAGCCGCAGCAUGCGUGGCAUAUUUCCUUUGCAUUUGGCAUGAAAAUCGCCAGCGCGACCGUAAUGCCGCCAGUAAUCCUGAGGCUACAAUUGGUGAGGAUGAGACGGAGCUUUUGGGAGAUCUGGCACCCAACUAUCGCUACGCAUACUAG
This is a messenger RNA of Talaromyces atroroseus, 1380 nucleotides long. RefSeq lists its product as hypothetical. The transcript has 10 exons. The record is from RefSeq and is a predicted model, not a curated record. Bases 1 to 1380 code for a protein of 459 amino acids. Lineage: Eukaryota; Fungi; Ascomycota; Eurotiomycetes; Eurotiales; Trichocomaceae. Gene Ontology annotation, cellular component: plasma membrane. Gene Ontology annotation, molecular function: transmembrane transporter activity. Gene Ontology annotation, biological process: transmembrane transport.